AUAGAUAGUUCAUAACUCCUAGAUUACAGGGGAAUAAUAAAUACUAAAGGUUGUAGAUAUACAAGGAGCUAGACAUGAAGAAGAGAAUCUUGAAAAUUCUUGGGAAAAUUUGAAGGAUUUGAAUGAGGGAAUAUAUUUUGAAAAUGUGAAGAUGUACAGAUUGACCGGUGUGCUGGCUAGCUGCCAGGAACAAGCGUAAAUCUGCUCCUGUUGCAUUUCUACCGGUGAGCGGGGAGCAUGUUUGCUCGGGAAGGGGUCGGCUUUAUGCCUGCUCUUUAUCUAGCGUAUUUGGAUAAACUGAGUGAGGAGGAGAAGAAUGAACUGGUUGGGUUGGAAAGCACUGAACUCAGAGCUCAGAAGAUUUGUGAGCAUCCGUUCAUCAUUGAGACAUUGAAAAAAAUUAAGGUGUCUGGGGGGAAGAACCUGGAGAAAUCUAUAGAGCUCCGUGAGGAAGGAAAUGCACUGUAUGCUGCAGGGAAGUAUAACAGUGCUUUGAUUAAGUUCUCGUCUGCUAUAAUCUUCGCUCCGAUAAACCAGGUUGACUACAGCCUAGCUUUAGCAAACCGUUCUGCCUGUCUUCAGCUCCUGGGAUAUCAGGAGAGAAGUUUAGAGGAUACAAUACUAGCUGAGAAGGCCGGAUAUCCACAGGAUAAGUUGUAUAAAAUACUGGAAAGACGAGCUCAAUGUCUAAUUAAGCUUGGAAGAAAGACUGAGGCCAAGGAGGAGUUUGAGAAGGCAAAUAAACUAUUGGAUUCAAGUUCUCUGAGUCAAGGAGCGAAGGAUAAAUUUCGAGGUAAGAUGAGAGAAUCUCUGAGUGCUCCGUUUGGAUCCGGAGAAAAGAAAACUUGGACAGACAAAGCUAAGGAAGCCAAGCCAAAUAUCCGAAAUGAACUGUUGAAGAUAUCGAGUCCUAACAUUCAGUAUCCUGCUCUAUCUAGCUCUGUGACAGUAACCAGCUCCCCGGAGCAAGGACGGUAUGUAGUUGCUACUCAAGAUAUUCCUCCGGGUACAGUUAUCCUCAGUGAGCUGCCAAUGACCUGGGUUGUGGAGAACGCUAGAGUUGGAACAACCUGUAGUAUGUGUCUAGGUUGUAUCCUGGUUCUAGUUCCAUGCAACAACUGUGUUCAUGUCAGCUACUGCUCAAUUCAGUGUAAAAACCAGGCCUGGGAUGAUCACCACAGUCUGGAAUGUGGUUUUCUUACAAUCCUAUUUGCUAGCGGGUUAAAUAGUUUCUCCAACCUAGCUCUCAGGGCUGUCUGCAGAUCUGGAGGAAAAUAUUUGUUAGAUAAUAAAGAAGAUAUCUUGAAAAUAUGCAGAAAGAUUCCUGACUCUCCUUGUGAUAUAGAGAAAACAGGAAUAUUUGAUGGAGGAGAUUUUAAAGCAGGACUGAGUUUAGUGAAGCAUACUGAGUGUCUGGACAGGGAUGAGAUUAUUCUCCGGACCUUGAUCUCAGCUCUCAUAGCAACCUGUCUCCGAAGAACUAGGUUCGGAGAGAGUAUUGAGAAUGAGGACGAAGCCUAUUAUAUUGCAGGAGUGGUUUACGAGAUAUUAAACUCAUUUCCACCAAAUACUCAUGAGAUUGAUAUUUUGCAGCUAAAACUUUUGGCGAUACCAACAACAUAA
This is a messenger RNA of Eurytemora carolleeae, 1623 nucleotides long. Its product is annotated as SET and MYND domain-containing protein 4. The transcript has 11 exons. The coding region runs from base 238 to 1623 and encodes 461 amino acids. Gene Ontology annotation, molecular function: protein binding. NCBI's taxonomy places the organism in Eukaryota, Metazoa, Arthropoda, Copepoda, Calanoida, Temoridae. The record is from RefSeq and is a predicted model, not a curated record.